AUGAGUGCCUCCCGGCCCCAGUUCAGCAUUGAUGACGCCUUCGAGCUGUCCCUGGAGGACGCGGGCCCUGGGCUCGAGCCCAGCGGGGUCGCCCGCUUCGGGCCGCUGCACUUCGAGCGCCGGGCCCGGUUCGAGGUGGCCGACGAGGACAAGCAGUCCCGGCUGCGCUACCAGAACCUGGAGAACGACGAGGAUGGAGCCCAGGCCUCUCCAGAGCCGGAUGGGGGAGUCAGCACCAGGGAUUCUGGCCGAACAUCCACCCGCAGCUCCCAGUGGUCAUUUGGCAGCAUCAGCAGCAACACUCAGCGCUCCUACAACGCCUGCUGCAGCUGGACUCAACACCCUUUGAUCCAGAAGAACCACCGAGUAGUGCUAGCCUCCUUCCUGCUUCUCCUGCUGGGGCUGGUGCUGAUCCUGACCGGCGUGGGACUGGAGGUGGCCCCCUCGCCAGGUGUUUCCAGCGCCAUCUUCUUCGUGCCGGGCUUCCUGUUGCUGGUCCCAGGAGUCUACCACGUGAUCUUCAUCUACUGCGCCGUCAAGGGUCACCGGGGCUUCCAGUUCUUCUACCUGCCCUACUUCGAGAAGUGA
Messenger RNA from Rangifer tarandus platyrhynchus (Svalbard reindeer), 588 nucleotides. NCBI's taxonomy places the organism in Eukaryota, Metazoa, Chordata, Mammalia, Artiodactyla, Cervidae. The record is from the annotation of a GenBank genome assembly.